Paramecium tetraurelia is the source of this 732-nucleotide messenger RNA. RefSeq lists its product as uncharacterized. Lineage: Eukaryota; Ciliophora; Oligohymenophorea; Peniculida; Parameciidae. The record is from RefSeq and is a predicted model, not a curated record. The transcript has 3 exons.
AUGAAUAGGUCUCAAUCCCCCUUAAAUGACAGUCGGAGUCAUAGUGCAUCCAAAAGGUAUGUCUCUCCACAUGAAAGACAGAACACUCAAGAGAAUGAGCAAAAUCAUAAGAAAUUGCCACCUACUUAAUAAGUCAAAUCUAAAAUAAUUAACGUUGACCAAUCUGAUAUUGGCAGUAUCUUAGGAGAAGUCAAUAUUAACAACACUAGUAAAAUGUCCAACAUGACUUAAUUUGCGAAUUUCAUGUAUGUUCCAUGUCCAACUCAUCCAGAAUUCUUCAUUACUAAUCUAUGCCAGGAACAAAAUUGUAUCGAACCCCUCUGUCCAGAAUGCAUCAAUGAACAUCUUGAGAUGCACUAAAAGAAAGGAAGAGUUCCCAAAUUGGAAAACAUUCAAAGAGUCAGAAAAGAUAACACUUAUAAGAUAGAUGAAAUAUCCAAAUCGCUGUAAUUUAAAUUAUUAGAUUGUAAGAAGUAUUUCUAAGAACAACCAUCUAUUAUUUAUAAUAAUAAUCUUGGGCAAUUGAGAUCAAUCCAUGAAUAAAUCUCAAAUAUCAUAGAUGAUUAUUUUGAAACAUUGUACAAAGAUUUAAAAGAUCAAAAUUAAGAAGAAUACUUAAAAUAGUUAAAUUAAAUAGAAUAAGAUAUCCAAUAGUAACAACAUAAACUUAGUAAAUUAUAAGAAGAUUUGCACAAUGAUAACUAUGUUAGGGCUGUCAUCUAAAUGAUGUGA